Dimorphilus gyrociliatus is the source of this 4992-nucleotide messenger RNA. NCBI's taxonomy places the organism in Eukaryota, Metazoa, Annelida, Polychaeta, Dinophilidae. The record is from the annotation of a GenBank genome assembly.
CAAAUCGAAUCUAGAAGGUCAAGGCUGUCUCCAUAUUUCGUGACUGAAUUUGAAUAAUUUUAAUAGAAAUCGCCGAUUGCAGGUAUAUAAAUUGAAUAUUAGUUAUUUAUUCGAAUCUUACGACUUCUUAAAAAUAUUUACAUUUAAAUAUUGUAAAAAAAUUGACGAUUCACUUUAAUUUAAUAUAAAAGUGGGCGUUUGUCAAAUUGAUAAUUUCCAUCUCUUCUAUAAAAUUAUACAUCAACAGACAAAAUGACGGACUCCAAAUACUUCACAACUACUAAAAAGGGCGAGAUCUUCGAAUUAAAGGCUGAAUUGAACAGUGAUAAGAAGGAACGAAAGAAAGAGGCCGUAAAAAAGGUUAUUGCCAGUAUGACAGUAGGAAAAGAUGUCAGCGGCCUCUUUGCCGAUGUCGUAAAUUGUAUGCAGACAGAUAAUAUAGAAUUAAAGAAAUUAGUUUAUCUCUAUUUGAUGAAUUAUGCGAAAACUCAACCAGAUUUGGCAAUAAUGGCCGUCAACACGUUUGUUAAGGAUUGUGACGAUUCCAACCCUUUAAUUAGAGCUUUAGCCGUACGAACAAUGGGCUGUAUAAGAGUUGAAAAAAUUACUGAAUACCUGUGCGACCCUUUGAGAAAAUGUUUAAAAGAUGAGGAUCCUUACGUUAGGAAGACGGCAGCAGUUUGCGUUGCCAAAUUACAUGAUAUUAAUGGUCAAAUGGUCGAAGAGUUGGGCUUUCUUGAUACACUACGCGAUCUUAUGUCAGACCCAAACCCCAUGGUUGUUGCUAAUGCUGUGGCAGCAAUUAGUGAAAUUAUGGAAACAUCGCCGGCUGGACAAGGGAUUUUGGAUCUUACAUUCCAAAUUGUGAACAAAUUGCUGACCGCUCUGAACGAGUGUACAGAAUGGGGUCAAAUAUUUAUACUGGAUGCAAUAUCCAACUACUCACCAGAGGAUACAAACAGCGCUAUAACUAUUUGCGAAAGAGUCUCUCCAAGAUUGGCUCACGCUAAUAGCGCUGUUGUACUUUCUGCAGUCAAGGUAAUCGUUAAGUUAAUUGAAAUGAUGGAUCCAGUUUCUGAACACGCAAUUAACUUUAUGAAGAAGUUGGCACCUCCUUUGGUUACUCUUUUAUCGAGUGAACCUGAAAUUCAGUACGUUGCACUUCGAAAUAUUAAUUUAGUGGUGCAAAAGAGAUCAGAUAUUAUGAAACAAGACAUGAAGGUCUUUUUCGUCAAGUACAACGACCCUAUUUAUGUUAAAUUGGAAAAACUGGACAUUAUGUGUCGGCUUACAUCCGAAGCAAAUGUAGCUCAAGUUAUAACCGAAUUGAAGGAGUAUGCGACUGAAGUUGAUGUUGAUUUUGUUAGAAAGUCUGUUAGGGCAAUUGGUAGAUGUGCUAUCAAAGUAGAAGUAGCAGCUGAGAAAUGCGUCAGUACUCUUAUUGAUUUAAUUCAGACUAAAGUUAAUUAUGUAGUUCAAGAAGCAAUCGUCGUUAUUAAGGAUAUUUUCCGUAAAUAUCCGAAUAGAUAUGAAAGUAUUAUUGCAACACUUUGCGAGAAUCUCGAUACUUUGGAUGAGCCUGAAGCAAAGGCCAGUAUGAUAUGGAUUAUUGGGGAAUAUGCAGAGCGUAUCGAUAAUGCAGAUGAAUUGCUUGAGAGCUUCUUGGAUGGGUUUGCUGAUGAAAACACCCAAGUUCAGUUGCAAUUGUUGACGGCUAUUGUGAAACUGUUCUUGAAGAAGCCCACUGAUACUCAAGAACUUGUACAGCAAGUUUUGUCAUUAGCUACUCAUGAUUCUGACAAUCCAGACUUGCGAGAUAGAGGUUACAUUUAUUGGAGGCUAUUAUCUACUGAUCCAGCUGCAGCUAAGCACGUUGUUCUUGCUGAAAAACCCCUGAUAAGCGCUGAAACUGAUCUAAUCGAACCGACCCUUCUGGAUGAACUAAUAUGUCAUAUUGCCUCAUUGGCUUCAGUAUAUCAUAAACCUCCUUCGCUUUUCGUUGAGGGAAAGAUGCCAUAUUAUAGGAAAGCAUUGCCACAAAAUUCCUCUACUGACUUUACAACAACCACUACUGAGAUUCCUCAAGCUUCUGUCAUUCCAGAAUCCAAUCAUGGAACUAUUGGCGAUCUAUUAGAUAUGGAUAUGUCUGGUGGUGUUAAUAACUAUCCUGGUCAAACUGCCGAUCCGGCCGUAUCCGCUGUUGAUCUCUUGUCGGACGGCCUAGAUUUAUUGGGAGUUGGUGGAGCACCAUCUAAUGAACCGGCGAAAACUUCUCAAAUGCCUGCCAAUAUAUUUGGUGGACCAGUCGAUUCUGGCCUACUUUCCGGAUUGAACGAAGUUCUAGGACUAUCGCAAUCCGCUUGUUACAUACCACCACAAGAUGUUUGGCUAACUUCUCAAAGUGGUAAGGGAUUAGAAGUUUCGGGAACCUUUACCCGUCGUAGUCAACAACCCGUAAUGGAGUUAACCAUUACGAACAAAGCAAUGUCGCAAAUGUCUGCGUUCGCUGUUCAAUUUAACAAAAAUAGCUUUGGCAUAACCCCUGCGCAGAGCCUCUCCAUAAAUAACCCAAUUAUGCCAAAUAGUUCAGUAAAUAUUUCAUUACCCCUCAACGUGAACGGACCAGUGCAAAAAAUGGAUCCACUCAAUUCCCUACAAGUAGCAAUCAAAAACAACGUCGACGUAUUUUACUUUACUUGUAUGAUUCCAAUGCACGUUCUCUUUGUUGAGGAUGGUGAAAUGGAUAAGAGGGUGUUCCUAGCAACAUGGAAAGAUAUUCCAACAGCCAACGAAGUUCAGUCCGAUAUAGAAGACGUCCAACACAACGCCGAUACAGUUUCGUCUAAAUUAAAGAAUAAUAAUAUCUUUACAAUAGCUAAACGUAACGUAGAUGGUCAGGAUAUGCUCUAUCAAUCUAUAAAGCUAACCAAUGAUAUAUGGGUUUUGGCCGAAUUAAAAAUCCAGCCAGGAAAUCCCUGUUUCAAGCGAAUUAAUUGGCCCACAACUGAAUCAUUUAUAGAGGAUACUAACAAAUUAUAUUCACAACAAAAGAAAAUUAUGAGAGUAUCGAAAUUUAUAUCGAGUAUUCACCUAAUUCUUGCCUUGAAUUUAUGCUCCGCCGAUGUUUAUUUCCACAAUUCAAGGGGGAGCAAUAACCGUUUGAAUGAAAAAUCAGCAGCCAGAAAGAACGCAAAUAGAAUGUUCGAUUCUCAGAACAACAAUAGGGGAGGUUACAAUGUUGGUGAUAAAGGAAGUGAAGCUGGAGAGCAGUACGAAAUGUUUCAUUUCCAAGGUGGUAAAACAUCAAAUUCUGGUAAAUCUGAACUUGUUUUAGAGUGGACGAACCAGCAUGGAUGUGGAGGUUCAGAAGACAAAGAUCCUCAUAAACAAAAUUGUAAUAUUGUUUUACAGUACAUGUGCCAGCCGGAAACAGCAACCUUAAACAAGAUGCGAAAUGGCGAAGUAACAAAUACGCAAGACUAUAAAGCACCACCGAAUAAACUUGAAACUGAACAGGAAUAUAAAACCCGAAAGGCUAAUUCUGAAAAAGCUGAUCGAGGACUUCACGAACCUUUCGAGUGGUACGACUAUUGCGCUCAUAAAAAACGCAAUAAUGGCCUCUUCACUGCAGACCAAGAACUUGAUCAUGACUUUUCGGUAAGCACUAGACAAAAUCCGGAAGCCAACCGAUACGGUUAUGAAUGUCCCGAAGAAAGGGACUAUUAUCCGUAUUUUCACCCCAACCCUUGGAAAGAUAUAGCCAUCUUGUCAGAAGCGAGAGAAAGAUGCGACUUUUAUCAGAGGGAGAGUCACAAUAUCAAACCUAAGGGAGCUUGUGUAAAUCAAAACUAUAUUUACCUUUAUAAUCAAUUCAAUAAUAAAGCUGAAUGCGAAAGUAACAAUCAAAAAUGGAUUGAGUUCCACAAUUUCUUAGAAAAGGCGACUAACCUUCGAAAUAAAAAGGACUGCCUCGACAAAAAAUACAUCUGGGGUUAUGCUUCAGACUUUUAUACCCGUAAAACAUUAACAGAAGAAUGUCUUGUACCAUUAGAGAAGCCAGAAUGUCUCGACGCACCCUGGACAAGAUCAAAUCACUUGGGAAAUAGUCGGGAGGGUAGACCCUCCAACUAUACUUGGAAUAUACCAUACUUUCCUUCCGAAACUACUCAACGUUGCGUUCUUCGCAUUCGAUAUAAUAUAUCAACGGACGAUUAUGAUCCCUAUCAAACAGAUGCGAAAUAUAAUGAUCUCGGAAAAGGUAGUCUGUCUAAAUCUCCAGUUAGGGGCAACCCUUUUGUUUCCAUACCGUCGGCAAAAAAAGGCCUACGUCUUGCCAUAAAUACACAACAAUUUGGAAGAACAUUCCAGGACCGAUCACAUACUUUCUUACUAAAGAAAAGACCUACCGAACUUUUGGAUAAAAGAAUAGUCAAUUUAAACGUUAGAGGUAAAAGAGGAAACAUUGUUCAAGUGUAUCCUGCAGUUGAGUAUGACUUUAUACCCAACAAUGCUGAGCUUGAUAGCAAUAAAGAUGUUAUACAUAUGCAAUGGACAGGGUCUAAUACCCAUAAUAAUGGUAAAGACGGCGGAGAUGGCCAAACUGGUGACGAUGGACAGGGUACAGCCGGAACGGAUCGUAACAAUCUUGUUCAAAUUUUGGAUCGCAGUGAAAAUUUCCCUGUGUCGUAUGAAAGUUCAACUUUGUGGAAAAAUUCUGCUGUUCUUUGGAAAUAUUUCAACAACAAAAAUUUAAAUCCGGCAGACAUUUCGUUAAACGUUGCCUCAUCAGGAUACUACCAAUGUUUUAACAGCUCGGUUUGUGGGGCUGAAUCGGUACAAUCGAAAACAGCAAUGAACAGUCUUUUGAAUAAUGCCCCGGCGUCUUACCCAGGAAUUGUUUUAAAACUAAAGCCUGGUGUUUAUCAUUAUGCUUGUACCAGAAACAACAAUUUUUCGAAUAGGAGUCAAAAGGGAACAAUCAUUGUUAAAUAG